CGUAAACUAAUGCAAUAUUAUGUUGGAUUCUAAUAUUGAAUUGUAUGGACCAUAUUCCAGACCUCUGCUAAAUUGUGGGGGAGGAGGAACUUGUGGGACAUGCAUUGUAGAGGUCGUUGAAGGGAAGGAGCUACUAAACCCUCGAACAGACAAAGAGAAGGAAAAACUUAAAAGGAAUCCAAAAAAUUGGAGGCUUGCUUGUCAGACUACGGUUGGAAAACCAGAUUCGAGAGGCUUGGUUUGUAGUCCAUCGUCUUCCAUUUUUAAUGAAUUAUUUGAUUUUAAAACUUUAGUCUAAAGUGUAUCUUAUUUAUUUUCUAAGCAAAAAAGAUUUUCAAAAUUUCACUGGAUAUUAUUAUAAUUAUUUUUAUUUUAUUUUAAAUAUAAUUAUUGUUUUUGUUUUGCAAGUUGUAAUCCAACAACUGCCUGAAUGGAAAGGGCAUGAAUGGAAUUAUAAUAAAGAACCUCCUUCAGAAUC
This is a messenger RNA of Camellia sinensis, 478 nucleotides long. Lineage: Eukaryota; Viridiplantae; Streptophyta; Magnoliopsida; Ericales; Theaceae. The record is from RefSeq and is a predicted model, not a curated record.